AUGAAUUCCCUUUUCAACUCCGCCCUGAAGCAGUCCUCGGCAAUUCGCCGGGACCUCGACACCUUCUCCCAGUCCCCUGCGACGUCCUCCGCAGCUUUGCAAGGGCAAAUCGCCGCCUCCCUCGCCUCCCUCUCCCGAACCAUCGACGACUACUCCGCGUUAUCGAAGAAGGAACUGAUCCCCGAGAAGCAAGAAAAGGCCUUUGAGCGCGUGAAGAAUUUCCGAUCAGAGCUCUCCGACUAUCGACAGCAUUUCGACCAGCUCCGCAAGGAGAGAGAGGAAGCGCAAUCGGUCACGAACCGCAACGAGCUGCUUGGUCGCCGUCCGCAUCACACCGCGACCCCAGAGAACCCCUACGCACAACCCUCCCAGGCGGCUGCCGCGUUUGGUCCGUCGUCUUCCCGGCCGGGUCUGAGUUUCGGCGCCUCUCCGGCCGACUACAAUCGGGAGACGCAUGCAUUGCGCGAGCAGACGUUCCUGUCCUCUACGAAUACGCAGCUGGAUGAGUUCAUUGAACGGGGACGGGCCGUCCUGGGGGAUCUCGGACAACAGCGCGAGAUCCUAAAGGGCACACAGCGCCGACUGUACAGCGUGGCCAACACGCUGGGGGUCAGCGGCGAGACCAUCCGCAAGGUGGAGCGACGCGCGAAGCAGGAUAAGGUGAUCUUUUGGGCCGGGGUGGUGAUCUUCUUUCUCUUCUGCUGGGCAGUGCUGCACUUUCUGAGGUAG
This is a messenger RNA of Aspergillus terreus NIH2624, 729 nucleotides long. RefSeq names its product golgi SNAP receptor complex member 2 family protein. Gene Ontology annotation, molecular function: SNAP receptor activity; SNARE binding. The transcript is spliced from 4 exons. Gene Ontology annotation, cellular component: ER to Golgi transport vesicle membrane; SNARE complex; Golgi apparatus. The record is from RefSeq and is a predicted model, not a curated record. NCBI's taxonomy places the organism in Eukaryota, Fungi, Ascomycota, Eurotiomycetes, Eurotiales, Aspergillaceae. Gene Ontology annotation, biological process: vesicle fusion; endoplasmic reticulum to Golgi vesicle-mediated transport. The coding region runs from base 1 to 729 and encodes 242 amino acids.